AUGAAGAAGGACUUUUCAAAUUUGACUUAUCAUUCACGUCGAGCGCCGUCAGAUGUACGAAACAAUCCCCUAAUAACUCAUUCGGAAACGUGCGUCAUCACUAAGCCCAGGAAAGCAGAAGCAAGAGCAGAAGAAAUAGAACUAGAAGGAGGAGAAGCAGAAGCAAGAGCAGAAGAAAUAGAACUAGAAGGAGGAGAAGGAGAAGGAGGAUCGCCUACAAAGAGAAUGUUCUCGAACCCUGCCAAACAGUACAUCAGGAAAACCAAGAUGAACAAAUCACGUAUUUGCGUUCAUUCAGACAAGGACGGGUACCAGCUGAGUCUGCGGUGGAAUUCUGAACCGCCCGAGCUGCCUUUUGAUGGGCUCGCUCGCACCCUCGACGAUUUCCCCACAGCAAACGAGGUGGACGGAGUCAAUGACCCUUGCAAGCGCUUGGGUAUCAUCGAUAUCAAAAAGAUGACGACUCCGAGUCUCCCAAAACAGAAUUUGAAGCUGCAGCUGUCGCUCGAUUUGAGUGCAACUCACAGGGUCCACACAGCGUUUGAAAAGGGCACCCUGGAUGAUGACCCCUUUAUGGAUAACCACGAGCAGCAAGACGAGCAGCAAGACGAGCAGCAAGACGCGCGAUACGCGCCGGGUAAUUUCCAAAUAACCGAGUUUGGAGACCAGGAGACGAUUAAGAGGAAAUAUAAAAAUCAAAAGAUACCAAAGCCCAUCACUUCGCGCAAGCAAUUGCUCUUGAAAGCAGCGAAAUAUUUCGAUGUGGUUCAAGAUAUUCUUCGCGGGAAAAUCGAAUCAACCUACUACAAACAGGCCAAGGCCCAAUGUGUAGAAUCGUCUCAUGAGACCAUGUCGACUUUGGAAAUGGCCAGGGUUGAUUGGAAGCAAUACUACGCCGGCUACUAUGGCUCAGAAAGGCAAUCCGUGAUUGGGCACUAUGUGAGCGAGUUGUUUUAUAAGAAAUUGGCCAAGACUGCAAAAUACAACAAAACGGUGAGUUACUGGAACAUUACCAAUUUCGCUAUCCAGGUGCUAGCUACUGAAGUGAUUAUUCGUAUGAUUAUGGAAGAUAUGAAUUGUGGACUCGACAAAGCUAAAAAAGUGUGUCGCGAGACUGUGGACUAUGGAGCCGUUAUUGCCAACGCCACGGAGUUGGUCGAUGAUGUGUCGAGUCUAGACAUUGUCUAUCAUCUGCCCAGGGACAGUGAGAUCAAGGAAGAAGAGGAGGAAGAAAAACACGGCGACAGCCAAAAGAGUUUGUCGGAGUUUGUAGACUCUGCUGAAACUGAGCAAAGAGCUGCUAAGCGGAGGCGAGCCGGGAACGAUGUUUUUGAAAAGCUAACUAGCCUUGAUCUAUGA
Molecule: messenger RNA, 1359 nt
Organism: Lodderomyces beijingensis
Lineage: Eukaryota; Fungi; Ascomycota; Pichiomycetes; Serinales; Debaryomycetaceae
Source: the annotation of a GenBank genome assembly